This is a messenger RNA of Lodderomyces margitis, 507 nucleotides long. It is a transcript of the gene NHP2, whose product is annotated as snoRNA-binding protein. Gene Ontology annotation, biological process: rRNA pseudouridine synthesis; snRNA pseudouridine synthesis. Gene Ontology annotation, cellular component: box H/ACA snoRNP complex; nucleolus. The record is from RefSeq and is a predicted model, not a curated record. The coding region runs from base 1 to 507 and encodes 168 amino acids. The transcript has a single exon. Gene Ontology annotation, molecular function: box H/ACA snoRNA binding. Lineage: Eukaryota; Fungi; Ascomycota; Pichiomycetes; Serinales; Debaryomycetaceae.
AUGGGAAGCAAAAAGGACGGAAAAGUCAAAGAAACCAAGGUUAAAGAAACUAAGGUCAAAUCGGAAGAGACGAUAUCUGGAGAUGACAACUAUGAAAAAAGAAUGGCUGCAGUGUUACCAUUUGCCAAACCAUUGGCAUCAAAGAAGUUGAACAAGAAAAUUUUGAAAACUGUCAAGAAGGCAUCCAAAGCCAAACAUGUGAAAAGAGGUGUCAAAGAAGUUGUCAAGGCAUUAAGAAAAGGAGAAAAGGGUCUUGUGGUUAUUGCUGGAGACAUAAGUCCUGCUGAUGUCAUAUCACACAUCCCCGUAUUGUGUGAGGACAAUGCUGUUUCAUAUGUGUUUAUACCUUCGAAGGAAGAUUUAGGAAGUGCUGGUGCUACAAAGAGGCCAACAUCAUGUGUCAUGAUUGUUCCAGGUGGAGGAAAGAGCAAAAAGAAUGCAGACAAGGUCGAUGAGUAUAAGGAGGGGUAUGAUGAAGUUGUAAAGGAGAUUAUUGCUUCAGAUUGA